Messenger RNA from Acanthochromis polyacanthus (spiny chromis), 1991 nucleotides. It is a transcript of the gene rab9a, whose product is annotated as RAB9A, member RAS oncogene family. Gene Ontology annotation, cellular component: late endosome; lysosome; phagocytic vesicle. The record is from RefSeq and is a predicted model, not a curated record. The coding region runs from base 302 to 904 and encodes 200 amino acids. Gene Ontology annotation, biological process: Rab protein signal transduction; retrograde transport, endosome to Golgi. Gene Ontology annotation, molecular function: GTP binding; GTPase activity. The transcript has 3 exons. NCBI's taxonomy places the organism in Eukaryota, Metazoa, Chordata, Actinopteri, Pomacentridae.
GUUCACCAGGAAACGGUGCAACCUGACGUUAUCUCGAGCCACACCAAAGCGACGAGCUGUCAAACAAAUGCAUUAAUGUUGUUUCAGUUGUUCCCUGGAAUAUUUAUCGGUAAACCAGCAGCUGCUUGUCCCAGACUGUAAGCUGGUUGAACGUUACCCGAGUGGCUGCUCACAACAACAUUAAACAAAUGAGCAUGUGACCAAGGACUGGGGUUUACAGCACAUGAUCUGGACAAGUGGAGGAGGUCAAAAUCAAUCAAGGGUCGAUUAUUUCAAAGUGGUAGAUCGGGAGUGAAUAGCCAUGACAACAUCCUUGCUGAAAGUCAUUCUUCUGGGCGAUGGUGGUGUAGGAAAGAGCUCCAUCAUGAAUCGCUAUGUCACCAAUAAGUUUGACGCACACCUCUUCCACACCAUCGGUGUUGAGUUCCUCAACAAGGAUCUGGAGGUAGAUGGCCACCAGGUUACCCUACAGAUCUGGGACACUGCUGGCCAGGAGCGUUUCCGCAGCCUGAGGACUCCUUUCUAUCGUGGCUCUGAUUGCUGCCUGCUCACUUACAGCGUAGAUGACAACCAAAGUUUUCUCAACUUAGGAAACUGGAAGAAGGAGUUCAUCUACUACGCCGACGUCAAGGAGCCGGAGAAGUUCCCAUUCGUCGUUUUGGGCAACAAAGUAGACGUAACAGAGAGGCAGGUGUCUACUGAGGAGGCUCAGCGGUGGUGCCAGGAGAAUGGUGACUACCCCUAUUAUGAGACCAGUGCCAAGGAUGCCACCAAUGUAGCGCAGGCCUUUGAGGAGGCAGUGCGUAGAGUGUUGGCAAUGGAUGAAAGAACGGACCACCUCAUCCCCACGGACACAGUAAAGCUCCACAGAAAGCCUCGUUCUGCUGCCACUUGCUGUUCAUAACAUCCCGGAGUUAUCACUAACAUUAAUUCACUGUUAUGCCUGUUAUGUGAUGAGGCUGUAGGUGUGCAAUGCUGUAGUAACAUCUUAUUUAAACAAAUUAUGCUACUGGCUUUGUGAUUCAUCAUACUCUUUAAGGUUUGAUAAUGCAAAUAGUUGAAGUUGUUUGAAAAGACAGAGAAACACUAAAAUCAUCCCAGUCUGAUUACAAAUAAACCAUAAAGCACUGAAUCGUUGACUCAGCACUCCCAUAGUUCAAAAGUCAGGCUAUAAUUAAAUAGCGGAAGGAGAAAUUAUUUAGUGUUGGCCUACGACGCUCUGUGGUCCUUGAAAAGUUUCAUGUUCUUCUGAAAUGGUUAAAUGUUCCUUUCUGUCAUAAUGGAAAACGAUGUGGCUCUUAUAAUCUGUGUUUCGAUGUGUACUAGUUGGGGAAUGCAAUUGUCAUAGGAUCUCUAAACUCGACUCUCCAAAAUGACAGUGCAGAGUGAUGAUAGAAGUAUUUAUAAUUGGAAAAUGACUGCAGAAAUAAAAUCAGCUAUGUCCCCCGAUAACCUUAGUUCAGAAAAUUAUGAAGUAGCUUAGGCACUACUUUGUAUAACUAACAGAUUGAGGCCUAAUUAUUGCACCUUUAGAUCUUGUUUAUGCACAUUUUGCAUUGUGAAUACAUUAUGACUCUGUGCUGGAAGUGCUGAGGGAUAAAUUCCCUUCCAGAAAAUAAAUAUUAAAGCAAACUUAACAUGCAUGGCAUAUGGUAUAUUGAUGUUUCUGGAAAUUUUUGUAUUUUGUAACCUUUUUUUACCUCAAGAAUCACUGAAUCAAAUAAGAAUAUCUCCUUAAUGACAGAUAAUUAAGUAGUGGUUUUAAAUGAGUAAUCCUUUUCCCUCAUUGGUGUGUUUGUUUUAAAUCAUGAUUUUGUUCUCUAAAGCAUUCAAUAACAUUUUUCUACUUACAGCUAAGCGUCCUUCUCCAAAGCUUAAUAUUUAAAAUAAUGAGGCAUUCAAUUACCUUAACUGUUUCUCAUUCAGAUUUCAUUUAUACUCAGUUGUACAACUGGAAUGCCAAAUGAUAAAUAAAGCCCCUGAGAAUUGUC